Molecule: messenger RNA, 1748 nt
Organism: Anopheles nili
Lineage: Eukaryota; Metazoa; Arthropoda; Insecta; Diptera; Culicidae
Product: zwei Ig domain protein zig-8-like
Exons: 8
Coding region: 31-993 (320 amino acids)
Biological process (GO): synapse organization
Cellular component (GO): neuron projection membrane
Source: RefSeq, a predicted model, not a curated record
AACCGAACUAGCAAGUUGUGCACACCGAAAAUGCGCAUAGAAAAUGUUCUGCGAGCGUCAUGUAUCAUUUGGGUUUCCGUCAGCUCGAACGUAGUAAUGACUGCCACCACCGAGGAGUCCGAUGCCUUGCAACCGUACUUUGACUUUGACGUGCCGCGCAAUCUCACCGUAACCGUGGGCCAAACCGGCUUCCUGCACUGCCGGGUGGAGCGUCUUGGCGAUCAGGAUGUUGCAUGGAUACGAAAGCGUGAUCUGCAUAUACUUACGAUGGGAGCAUCGACGUACACUUCCGACCAACGGUUUCAGGUGAUACGACCGGAGGGCUCCGUCAACUGGACACUGCAAAUAAAAUAUCCUCAGACGCGAGACUCGGGCGUUUACGAAUGUCAAAUAAACACCGAACCGAAAAUGUCCCUGUCGUACGUGCUGGAUGUAAUUGAGCUGCGAGCGCGAAUAUUGGGACCGUCGGAUAUAUUCAUAAAAUCUGGCAGCGAAAUCACCAUGACGUGCGUCAUUCAGCAGGGACCACACGAGCUAGGCACGGUGUUCUGGUACAAGGGAAGCACGCUGGUGGAGCCACACGCGCAAGAGAACGACAUCCACCCGGGAGAUGCCGGACGAAUCGCCAUCGAAACAGAUUGGACAGAUGCCCUGACAUCUAGAUUAAAGAUAAAACGGGCGGUGCAGAGCGAUACCGGCAACUACACCUGUGUACCGACGAUGGCCCGCUCGGCAAGCGUCUAUGCUCAUGUAAUUAGUGGCGAACACCCAGCGGCGAUGCAACACAAUGCGGCCGCAGGACCACCGGCGACACUGCGCAGCAUGUGCAUACUAUUAUUAUUGCACCUGGUCACCCUGCUGCACCUGCUGGGAGGACAUCCGAGCCGGACGGUUACCGGCAUGAGAUGGAAGCGCCUGCUGCGACCAGCCCGUGGAAAUGCCCGGGAAACGAGUUCACCUGAAGCUGCAGUUUUUCAUGCCCACCCCAGCUAGCAUAAAGUUUCGCAAUUUGGCACACCGAGCGCCAAAUGGAAUCUCGCACGUAUGAUGAUGCACCACCACGGCCCGUAAGCUCGGCACUCCUGGGGGCCAGUUCUGCAUGGGGAGAGAAAUUUAUUGUUUCAUUUGCUGCAGAACUGCUUCCCAUUCAUCGGCUGCUCACCGGGCGUAGCACCAAGGCGGUAAGGAAAAAAGGGCAAGGAUUGAGCGAACAAAUCGAAAAUAUCUUCAACCACACGGAGAAUUCGGAUUCAUCAUGCAUUCCCUGCGACGGUGUUUCAUCCAUUCGAGCAGUGUGUGUGUGUGCGUGUGUGUGUGCAGCAUUCGUUCCGAUAAUACGAGCGAGAACAAAUCAACCGAGAAUAGCCUGCGACAAGCUAGGAUUAAAUCUUGUUUCCUCUGCGGGAGAACGGUGGAAUUAUCCUUGCAUAAGACCCACCGGCCGGAUUCGCACGUGUGUGUGUGUGUUUAAACCGAUUGCGAGACAGACGAAGACAUGCCAAAAAGCGCAGACACGAGACGAUUUCUUUUGUCUUGCCGAUGUGUUUUAUGUCGAUCGGACCGGCGCACCGGGUUGCCGUGGGAAACGUUGAAUCCAAAUGCAAAUGCCCGUACGUUUUCUUUUGUGAAAUGAUGAGCUAAUGGAGACGGAGAGAAGAGAAAAAAAAAGAGAACAACAUUUCAUUUCCAUGUAUGUAUACAAACAUUAGAUGAAGUUUGCCCACUUGGUGAAAAAUAAAUUCAUUUAA